AUGGAACGGUUCGACCGAUAUGCCGACCAGGAUGGCCUGGGCGGGUCGCCCGAGGAGACAGCUACAAGCAACGGACAGCGCGACUCAGCCUCAGCUGCAGAGCGAUCCCCGCCCGCUUCCUCAUCCCCCGUGAAGCGCCAGGCCUCCAGCGACGGCACCUCCGAGCCCGCGAGCGCGUCGCCGCCUGCCAAGAAACAAAAGCCCGAUGAUGAUUUCGAUGCCGAUGCAGCAUUUGCCGCGAAACUGCAGGCCGAGGAAAAUUCGCGCGCUCGGCCCACUCGAGGAGGUAACACCCGCCGUGCAGCACCUAAAAAGAAAAGCAAGGCCAAGACUUCCAAGAGGGUGAAGGCCUCUGAUGAUUCGGAUAUCGGCUCUGGCGAAGAAUCCAAGAAGGAAGUUAACAGGAAUACCGGAUUCCAUAAACCACUUAACCUUUCUGAGCCACUGUCCGCACUCCUUGGAGAAGUCACGCUCUCACGGCCACAAACAGUGAAGAAAGUAUGGCAAUACAUCCGCGAGAAUGAGCUCCAAGAUCCCAGCGACCGUCGCCAAAUUCGAUGCGACGAUGCCAUGCGCGCUGUCUUUAAACAAGACCGCGUUCACAUGUUCACCAUGACCAAAAUUCUGAACCAGAAUUUAUACAACCCUGACGAAUAG
This is a messenger RNA of Penicillium olsonii, 657 nucleotides long. Lineage: Eukaryota; Fungi; Ascomycota; Eurotiomycetes; Eurotiales; Aspergillaceae. The record is from the annotation of a GenBank genome assembly.